Molecule: messenger RNA, 1356 nt
Organism: Penicillium manginii
Lineage: Eukaryota; Fungi; Ascomycota; Eurotiomycetes; Eurotiales; Aspergillaceae
Exons: 4
Coding region: 1-1356 (451 amino acids)
Biological process (GO): tricarboxylic acid cycle
Cellular component (GO): oxoglutarate dehydrogenase complex
Molecular function (GO): dihydrolipoyllysine-residue succinyltransferase activity
Source: RefSeq, a predicted model, not a curated record
AUGCCAGUACUCUUUCCUUUGGGCGCGGCCCCUCGCACUGUGCGCAUGUUGCGCGUGCCGCAAAUCCCGCGCCGAUUGAUUUCCUCAAGCCGAUCUUUCCCAUCAAAAGACUCGAGCCUUGGACAAAAGUUCAACAAUAUACUCAUAAAGUCGCCGCCCUAUCGCCUUUUCUCUUCUUCGGUUCAAAAAUGCAGCGCAAACACUGUUGUACGAGUGCCAGCCAUGGCCGAGUCUAUCACCGAGGGAACUCUCGUCCAACUCACCAAGCAAGUCGGAGACUAUGUGGAACAGGAUGAAGAGCUUGCCACGAUUGAAACUGACAAAAUUGAUGUCGUGGUGAAUGCACCCCACUCCGGGAUCAUAAAACGGCUCCUCGUGAGCGAGGGGGAUACAGUGACUGUGGACCAGACUAUCGUGAAACUCCAGCGAGCAGAUAGCACAUCAUCGGAAAGCAUCCAGAGUUCAUCUACCAAAACGCAAGAAUUGGGUUCAGAAACACUUGACAAAGAAAAGGAAACGGUAACAGAACCCUUAGCAUCUCCAACAAAGCCUGCAACAAGUACGGGAUUUCAAAACAAUGCAUCACCCCCGAUGAAGGGAAGUCAUCCGAUUCAGGAUGCUGUUCAGGCGGAGCCUAGGCCCGGAUCUAAGCAUGUGCGUGGGGAGAAUAGAGUCAAAAUGACUCGAAUUCGAAAGAAGACCGCCGAACACCUGAAACAGUCUCAGAAUACCGCAGCAUUUUUGACGACAUUCAACGAAGUGGAUAUGUCUAAACUGAUGGACUUCCGGAAAAUGAACAAAGAUUCGAUUAUGGAACAACAUGGCAUCAAGCUAGGAUAUAUGGGCGCAAUGGCUCGGGCAUCAUCUUUGGCCCUGAAAGAGAUCCCAGCUGUUAAUGCAGCCAUUGAAAAUGGCGAUACUAUCGUUUAUCGUGACUAUGUAGAUCUCAGCAUUGCCGCCGCCAUUCCGAAGGGUCUUGUUACCCCCGUUCUCCGAAAUAUCGAGUCAAUGGGCCUGGUCGAGAUCGAAAAGAAUAUCUCGAGCCUAGUGGCAAAAGCCCGAGAUGGAAAACUCACAAUGGAUGAUCUGACAGGAGGCAGCUUUACAAUCAGCAACAGUGGAGUAUGGGGCUCUUUGUUUGGUACACCGAUCAUCAACAUGCCCCAGAUGGCGGUUCUUGGAGUGUAUGGCAUCCAGGAUCGACCAGUGGCUAUCAAUGGCCAAGUCGCAAUUCGACCGAUGAUGUACAUUGCACUAACAUAUGAUCACCGGAUUAUUGAUGGUAGGGAAGCAGUGAAAUUUCUGACUCUGGUCAAAGGAUAUCUUGAGGACCCGAACACGAUGCUGCUUCAAUAA